ACUUUAUCAUCUUUGGAGUUAUAUUCGUUAUAGUAAUCAAAUUGAUAAACUUCAUAUAAAAGAACAAUUAAUGACUGCUGAUAAAAUUAUUAAAACAUUACCAGAUAUCAUACGACACCAUCCAGAUUCAAUGUAUACUAGUAGCAUUAUUAUUACAAAAGAGCUAUUUAGAGAUCAACCAAAAAGAACAUAUUCUAACAAUUUACUUUCAGAAGAAUUUAAGUCUGUUAAUAUAGAUUAG
Messenger RNA from Cetraspora pellucida, 241 nucleotides. Lineage: Eukaryota; Fungi; Glomeromycota; Glomeromycetes; Diversisporales; Gigasporaceae. The record is from the annotation of a GenBank genome assembly.